This is a messenger RNA of Lachancea dasiensis, 1329 nucleotides long. The record is from the annotation of a GenBank genome assembly. NCBI's taxonomy places the organism in Eukaryota, Fungi, Ascomycota, Saccharomycetes, Saccharomycetales, Saccharomycetaceae.
AUGUCAUCAAUUUUUGGGAGCUCUAACCAAAAUACUGAGAAUAGGUUUUCAAACUUGACGGUUAAUAUUCCGCAACAACAGCUAUCACAACAGCCAGCUGCAUCGGCUUUUUCUCACCAGCAGCAGGUGAAUGUGCCAACGUUAGUUGGCCCAGGUAGUGCGGGACAAAGUUUGGACUCGAGUUCAGAUGGAUCAAAGACUUCCUGGUUCAACAACCCCAGAAAGCGCACUAUCCCGCAGUCCAUCGUCAAACGUGCGGCAAAGGCCGGUCCUUCCGACAACUCCAACGCUAACGGGCCUACGACAACAACAUCGGCUAAUGGGGGUGGGUUUGAUGCUAUGACUUUCGGAAACAAAAAAGCUGCUACUAUUUUCAACCCCUCCAAAAAACCACAUGAACCAAAGGACGCCUUGCCCAACGCAAUUCUAAUCGAUUCCAAUGAAGCACCCCCUUCUAAAUCUUUGUUUGAUUGGCAGCGGGAAGACGAAUUUGGGUCGAUGUUGCCAGAGAAUUACGACUCACGCACAAGUAUCUCUUCCUUCGGUUCCAAAAAACAACCCGGCUCAUCGAUUGCCGGUAACGUGUUCGAUAAAGGUGCUACCGUCGAUGCCCCCUCAAAGGAUAGUACUGGUGCCGAUAAAGGAAAUAAGCCUAGCCCAACGCCGCGGAGCGAAAGUGCAGUGAUUGUUUUUGGUUAUCCUGAGUCCAUCUCUAACCAAAUAAUCAUCCAAUUCUCUAAAUUUGGCAAUAUUUUAGAGGACUUUGAAGCUCUUAGGGGUAAAUCGGGUACAAACGCCGCUACAUUGAGACUUCGGAAUAAACAUGCUGACGAAAACGGCAUUCGUCGUAAGUAUCCUAUAUUUACGGGUGAUGGUUGGAUCAAGCUAACUUAUGAUUCUCCAUCUUCAGCCUUGCGAGCAUUACAGGAAAAUGGCGUGGUUUAUGGCGGUUGCUUGAUAGGUUGUGUUCCCUACAAAAAGAGUGCUGUCGAGCAGCUCGCAUCUUGCAAGAUUGAACAGACAGACGAUGUGGGAAGUUUUAAUCUGCCUACUAACCCGACGCCUAGUCCCACGCUUAAUGUGGGAAAGGGUGAUUCACCAGGUGAUAUGCUCAAUGUGGAUAGGCAUAAUGGAAUUUUUUUGAAUUCUCAACGUAUAGAAAUGAAAGAUGGAAAAUCUCUUUUUCUUGGAGGUAAUCGCAGCAGCACUCAUGAUAACGCGUUUCUCAAGACGCUUGAGUCAAGAAUGCACGAUCAAGACAAAAAUCAACACUCUAACGGGGUUCUUGGAAAAGUGAAUAACUGGCUGUUUGGAUGGAACGAUUUAUAG